Lepus europaeus (European hare) is the source of this 3686-nucleotide messenger RNA. RefSeq names its product Mov10 like RNA helicase 1 (gene MOV10L1). Gene Ontology annotation, molecular function: helicase activity. The record is from RefSeq and is a predicted model, not a curated record. The coding region runs from base 1 to 3528 and encodes 1175 amino acids. The transcript has 27 exons. Lineage: Eukaryota; Metazoa; Chordata; Mammalia; Lagomorpha; Leporidae.
AUGCUGCGUCUCGCGGCUAAGCUGGUGGCCUUUUUCUGGAGGAGACAGGACGUCCCUGAGAACGAGGCCGGGCCGCCAGGCCCCGAGCUCACGGAAGGUGACGUUAAGUUGAAAACCGUGCAGGGCGUCGUGACCAGGUACUGCAGUGACUAUGGCAUGAUUGAUGAUUUGAUCUACUUCUCCCACGAGGCGGUGACCAGCAAAGUGCUUCUCAAUGUGGGGCAGGAAGUGAUGGCCGUGGUGGAAGAAAACAAGGUGUCAAAUGGGCUGAAAGCUAUCAGGGUGGAAGCUGUCUCUGAUAAAUGGGAAGACGACAGCAAGAACUCCAGCCGAGGGCUGUCAGACCCCAGCCCUCGCGUGCUGAUCGGCUGCGUGACUUCCCUAAUGGGAGGCACUGGUUACAUCAACCAGACCACGCGCUUCUCUCUGGAGAGUGUGUGUGAAGGUUUCCAGCCCUGCAAGGGAGACUGGGUGGAGGCGGAGUACUGGAUCCGGCCAGGCACCUGGAGCAGCGAGGCCAUCUCAGUAAAGCCGCUGAGGUACAAGCGUGUGGACAAGGCCUGCAUCUCCAGCCUCUGCGGGAGGAAUGGGGUCAUCGAGGACAGCAUCUUCUUCACCUUGGACUCCCUGAAGCUGCCUGAGGGGUACACACCUCGCAGACAUGAUGUCGUCAGCGCGGUGGUGGUGGAGAGCAGCCAGUCGUGCUACGUCUGGAGGGCGCUGUGUCUCACCCCCGUGCACAGAGACUCCACUGCCCCAGGAGUGCUCCCCGAGGAGUCCUAUGGAACCCUCUUACUGAAAAACAAAGGCGACAUUGAAGUGACGAGGAUGACAAACUUUGGGACGCUAAAGGAAGGCGCCAGGAAAGCGAUGGUGAUCUGGAUAGAGAAUAAAGGGGACGUUGCUCAGAAAUUAGUCAGCUGCAAGCUGGCAGGCUGGGAUAAAGCUAAACAAUUCAGAUUCCAAGACCAAGCACGCCCAGCUGUAUCUCUUGUUUCUGUUCCUGAGGAGGCCAAGGAUUUUUCUGGUGAAAGUACUGAUUCGUUAAAAAGCCGCAGCAAAAACAACACCCCUCAGACGCUGAAGAGCAUCGUGGUGAACAGCGGAGAAGCCUUCCCAGGUGACUGUACCUAUGAAGAUAGAGAGAAAGAAAACACUGCCUCACAGAAGCUGGUGGCAGAUGCUGAGCUUGGGGAGCUGGUCCCCCCAGGGGGGAAAACCUGCAUCGUGGUUGUGUGUGAUGCAAAAAAUCCUGGCCGCUGCAAGGAGCUCCUUUUACUGUGUUUUUCGAAUUUCCUCAUUGGGCGACACCUUGAAGUCAGCGUCGUGAGUGCUGAGGAGUCACUCAUUGCUGUCCGCGAGCCAUUUUCUUGGAAAAAACCUAAAAGCUGCCAGGCUGCAGCACCCACAAAGACCACAGUUGUUGUGACCACACAGAAGAGGAACUCAAGACGACAGCUUCCAAGCUUUCUCCCGCAGUACCCAAUACCAGACAGACUUAAAAAGUGCGUGGAGCAGAAGAUUGACGUGCUGACUUUCCAGCCAAUGCUGGCAGAGCUUUUGAACAUGUCAAACUACAAGGAGAAGUUUUCCACUUUGCUGUGGCUUGAGGAGAUUCACGCAGAAAUAGAACUGAAAGAAUAUAACAUGAGUGGAGUCACCCUGAAGAGGAACGGGGACCUGCUGGUGUUGGAGGUCCCAGGGCUGGCAGAGAGCAGGCCUUCCCUGUAUGCAGGUGACAAACUGAUUUUAAAAACUCAAGAGUACAAUGGACACGUCAUCGAGUACAUCGGCUACGUGAUUGAGAUUCACGAAGAAGAUGUAACUCUUAAACUGAAUCCAGAAUUUGAACAGACAUAUAACUUUGAACCUAUGGACGUGGAGUUUACAUAUAACAGGACCACGAGCAGACGAUGUCACUUUGCUCUGGAGCAAGUCAUCCACUUAGGUGUCAAAGUGCUGUUUCCAGAAGAAAUCAUUUUGCAGUCUCCCCAGGUGACAGUGUGGAACCACAUCCAAGAUGCCAGAGAGGAUGGACAGUUCACCUCCAAGAGUAGUAAAACCAUGAAGAACCAAGCUAAGCCUGCAGCAAAGGAGAGGCCUGUGGGCACCGAGGACCAGCCGGGGGCUGCAGAGACGCGUGACGCAGUCGACGAAACUGAGAUUCCCAAAGCAAAAGACAAGGAAUUUUUCAACCCCGUGCUCAACGAGAACCAGAAGCUAGCGGUUAGAAGAAUUCUGAGUGGGGACUGCCGCCCACUCCCGUAUAUUCUCUUUGGCCCUCCUGGCACUGGGAAGACGGUGACGAUCAUCGAGGCUGUGUUACAGGUGCAUUGUGCUCUGGCGGACAGUCGGAUUCUGGUGUGCGCGCCCUCCAACAGCGCCGCGGACCUCGUGUGUUUGCGGCUGCAUGAGAGCAAGGUGCUGCGGCCCGCAGCCAUGGUGAGGGUGAACGCCACCUGCAGGUUCGAGGAGACGAUCCUCGACGCCAUCAAGCCCUACUGCAAGGACGGCGAAGACAUCUGGAAAGCCUCGCGCUUCAGGGUCAUCAUCACCACCUGCAGCAGUGCCGGCCUCUUCUACCAGAUAGGCGUGAGAAUUGGACAUUUUACCCACGUCUUCGUGGACGAGGCUGGGCAGGCGAGCGAGCCGGAAUGCCUCAUCCCCUUGGGGCUAGUCUCAGACGCCAGUGGUCAGAUCGUGCUUGCCGGGGACCCCAUGCAGCUUGGCCCAGUCAUCAAGUCCAGGCUCGCCAUGGCCUACGGGCUGAACGUGUCCAUGCUGGAAAGGCUCAUGUCCCGGCCGGCCUACCUGAGGGAUGAGAACGCUUUUGGUGCGUGUGGUGCAUACAACCCCUUGUUGGUGACGAAGCUGGUGAAGAACUACAGAUCCCACUCGGCCCUGCUGGCGCUGCCGUCCCGGCUCUUCUACCACAAGGAGCUCGAAGUCUGUGCAGACCCCGCAGUGGUGACCUCUCUGCUGGGCUGGGAGAAACUGCCGAAGAAAGGCUUCCCUCUCAUCUUCCAUGGCGUGCGGGGCAACGAGGCCCGUGAAGGAAGAAGCCCCUCGUGGUUCAACCCGGCGGAGGCUGUGCAGGUCAUGCGCUACUGCUGCCUCCUGGCUCGCAGCAUCUCCAGCCCCGUGUCUGCCAGCGACAUCGGCGUCAUCACGCCCUACCGGAAGCAGGUGGAGAAGAUCAAGAUCCUGCUGCGGAACGUUGAUUUGGUGGACAUCAAGGUGGGGUCAGUGGAGGAGUUCCAGGGGCAGGAGUUCCUGGUCAUCGUCAUUUCCACGGUGCGGUCCAGUGAGGACAGAUUUGAGGACGACCGAUACUUCCUGGGUUUCUUGUCCAACUCUAAAAGGUUUAAUGUUGCCAUCACCAGACCGAAAGCCUUGCUGAUAGUGCUGGGAAACCCUCACGUCCUCGUCAGAGAUCCCUGUUUUGGGGCCUUACUGGAGUACAGCAUCACCAAUGGCGUCUACACAGGGUGCAACUUGCCUCCCGAGCUGCAGGCCCUGCAAACCUGACAGCCCCGUCCAGCGGUGCCAGAGCCACGGGACGGACAGGCGGAAGCGGAUUGGAGCUCAGUGUCUGACAACCAGAGAUGUGCCUCACAGCCGGACCCCUGGGCUCUCAACCGCACUGUGGCUGUGGCCACAGUGGGUCUGGGGUCAUCCCAGUUUCU